Rhodotorula graminis WP1 is the source of this 330-nucleotide messenger RNA. RefSeq lists its product as uncharacterized. Bases 1 to 330 code for a protein of 109 amino acids. The transcript has 3 exons. Gene Ontology annotation, biological process: mitochondrial respiratory chain complex IV assembly. Gene Ontology annotation, cellular component: mitochondrial intermembrane space. The record is from RefSeq and is a predicted model, not a curated record. NCBI's taxonomy places the organism in Eukaryota, Fungi, Basidiomycota, Microbotryomycetes, Sporidiobolales, Sporidiobolaceae.
AUGUCGUUCGGCCGACCUGCCACCACGUCCUUGUCCCUCGGCGGGGCUCCCCCGCUCAAGGGCAGCUUCCCGCUCGACCACGAUGGCGAGUGCAAAGAGUUCAUGGUGCGCUACCUCAAGUGCAUGAAGGCCGCCAAGCAGCAGAGCACCGACUGCCGCCACCUGUCCAAGGACUACCUCAAGUGCCGCAUGGACCACAACCUGAUGGAGAAGACGGACUUUGAGGCGCUCGGGUUCCAGGACGGCGAGGGCAAAGGAGGUGCAGCGCCGGCGGGUGCGCAGCCGACAGCGGGCGCCAAGCACCAGCAGGACCCGACGCCAUCCCGAUGA